Messenger RNA from Vanessa atalanta (red admiral), 671 nucleotides. RefSeq names its product 60S ribosomal protein L17 (gene RpL17). Lineage: Eukaryota; Metazoa; Arthropoda; Insecta; Lepidoptera; Nymphalidae. Gene Ontology annotation, molecular function: structural constituent of ribosome. Bases 76 to 639 code for a protein of 187 amino acids. Gene Ontology annotation, biological process: cytoplasmic translation. Gene Ontology annotation, cellular component: cytosolic large ribosomal subunit; ribosome. The record is from RefSeq and is a predicted model, not a curated record. The transcript is spliced from 4 exons.
CUGUCAAAGUUCGUUAAACGUCAGUUUUAGUUGUCUGUUCCUUUUCCUGUUAAAAAUUCUCUUGAGAGUAACAAAAUGGGUCGUUAUUCUCGGGAGCCUGAUAAUCCAGCCAAGUCAUGCAAGGCUCGUGGCUCAAACCUACGUGUUCACUUCAAGAACACAUACGAGACUGCUAUGGCGAUUAAGAAAUUAUCUCUGCGCCGUGCCGUUCGCUACCUUAAAAAUGUAGUUGACAAGAAAGAAUGCAUACCAUUCCGUCGUUUCAACGGUGGUGUUGGCAGAUGUGCACAGGCCAAGCAAUUUGGAACCACACAAGGUCGUUGGCCCAAAAAGUCCGCAGAAUUCCUGCUGCAACUCUUGAGGAACGCUGAAUCUAACGCGGAUUACAAAGGCUUGGAUGUUGACAGGCUCGUUAUUGACCACAUUCAGGUGAACCGCGCUCCCUGCCUCCGCAGACGUACAUACCGUGCGCACGGUCGUAUCAACCCUUACAUGUCAUCUCCCUGCCACAUCGAGGUCUGUCUCAGUGAAAGGGAAGACACUGUAGCCCGAGCGGCACCAGCUGACGAUGCACCAGCUAAGAAGAAACUUUCCAAAAAGAAGCUCGCGCGCCAGAAGGAGAAGAUGAUGAGGGAAUAGACAUUUAAGGGUUAAUAAAUGACUUACCACAA